CCGCGCGGCUCGGAAGCCGAAGAGGAUCAAACGCCUCUGCUGGCUUUAGCAGCAAUAAAACUUCACACGUCCGUCCGUCCGUCCGUCCGUCUUCCCCUUCCCAUUUGUCCCGCAGCCCAGCGAAGGCGGAGGGGACGGGGCCGCGGGGCCGCUGCCGCCUUUCCCACGACGUGUUUGCGCAGCCUUAUCGGCGCGGGGCGGGCGGGGGUGUUUUGCACGACGGCUCCCGGCCCACCUUGGGCGGCUGCCCGCUCCACGCCGCCGGGGGACCGUGCCUCCGGCGGGGGGCAGCCCGGCGGGAGGGCCCCGGGGCGGCGGGAAGGGGAAGGGGGGGAGGGGCGCGGCGGGGCUCGGCGAGGGGCUGGCGCGACCUUGGCGGGUGCCGGGCCGCGGCGGGGGCGGGGUGUGCGGGGGGCGGGCGUGGGACGGGGUGCGGGGCCAGGGGUGCGUCGUGGCGGGGCGGGCCGCGUGUCAGCCCGGCCGGUGCAGCGGCGGCGCCCCCCGGCUCCCCGCCCGCCGCUCCCGAACACGGACCAGCAGGAAACCCGACCGACCCCCCCCCCCGCCCCCCCGAGCAGGGGAGCGGCGCAGCCCGCGCUCAGCCGCCGUCCCGCCGGUCGCACCGGGGCAGCGCGGGCCCGACCUUUGUUCCAAACCAAUUGCGUGGCAAAAGUUUCUUUUCGGUGGCGGGAGGAAACGGUGUCCCCGGCGCUGCCGCCUCUCCCCCGGCACCCGCCGCCCGCCCGCCGAGGCACCGCGGGCACUCCCCGGGCCGGGGCCGGGGCCGCAGCAGCGGCGGGGCCCGGGGAGGGGCGCGGAGGCACUUCGCAGGGCCCCGCGCUGCUCCCGCCGCCGGCCCCGCGGCCCCCGCCCCGCUCCGUCCCGCCCGCGCCGCGGGUGCACCGGGGGCUGAUGGCGGUCGGCACGGCGGGGCCCCGCUCCCCCGCCCGCCCCGAGCGCCGCCGCCUCCCGGCCCCAGCGGAGGGCGGGGCGGCCCGGCCGGUGGGGGCGGGGCGGGCCGAGCGGGGCACCGCCCCCGGGCCGCGGUCGGCGGCGUUUAUAUGGGGGCGGCGCGGGGCGCCGCGGAGUUCCCGCAGUUCGCCCGCUGCUGUGCAGCCGCCGUCGCCGCCUCGGCCCGGCACCCGCCGUCCCGCCGGGAAGGAGACGGGACCAUUUCGGAUCUCAAGCAAACGGCCCCCUCCUAUCUAG
Messenger RNA from Falco peregrinus (peregrine falcon), 1209 nucleotides. Its product is annotated as translation initiation factor IF-2-like. The annotation marks the transcript as partial. Lineage: Eukaryota; Metazoa; Chordata; Aves; Falconiformes; Falconidae. The record is from RefSeq and is a predicted model, not a curated record. The transcript has a single exon.